Molecule: messenger RNA, 1227 nt
Organism: Echinostoma caproni
Lineage: Eukaryota; Metazoa; Platyhelminthes; Trematoda; Plagiorchiida; Echinostomatidae
Source: the annotation of a GenBank genome assembly
AUGAAAGUCCUUACCACAUUGCUCUACGAAAAACGGUGGAUUCGUAUAACUUACAUUGUUUGUAUGUUGUGCAUCUCACUGGCCAACCUUGUUUUCAGUUGGCUAGUCUAUCGGGAUGCGUCUCUUCAGGUGACCGGGUUGGUUUUCGAUCGUACAUCUGACAAACUUUUGGCCUUUCUGCUCACGUUUAACGUGAUCGAGAUUGUAUUUUUCGUUGUGGAUAUUCUGGCUUGGACAAACACACUCUGGAAUGAACCGGAUUGUUGGUUCAUCAUCGAUGUGGCCAAUUUAUUCAACAUUCUCUUGUCAGAGCUACCGCUCAGUUUGAUCAACACUUACUUGAGUGCUUGUCAUGAAUCUGCCAUAUCGGAGUUUCUACUUGUCAAAUCCUCGAUGAUUCUGGGUUUCACACUUAUUCGCUUUGUUGCCCUUGCUGUGUUUUAUUUUAUGAACAGUACGGACGAUGGUUGUGUCAAAAUGUCCGACGGAUCUGACAUUCGACUCGACGCUGGCCCACCACACAUGAGCGCGGUGUCUGCUCGAGACAGUUCCGAUGAGGAAACAGAGCGCUGUGGAAAACAGAAUGCUGCCCAAACCGUUCACUCGUCGAAGGUGACCACAUUUUGUUGUGAUGUGGUUCGCGUGAAAAGACUCAGGCGUUUCUGGCUAGUAGUACGCGUCUUUAUUUUACUGGGUUUCUUCUUUCUAUUACUCACCAAUAUUCUCAUCUUCAAGUUCACAUUUGUCCAAACAUACAAAGGUUAUCUGGAAUGGCGUCGUAUUUUGAUCGGUGCAAACCAUUGGGAUACUGUACAAAAUCAGAUGGCUGAACGGUACUUUCAAGAUGUGGAAAUAUUUCUUAAAGAACGAGAACUGUCCACUCGCAAGUGGCUCCACUUGGUUAGUCUGGAGAAGCUGCUGCGUCUGCAGGCUGUCAACGCGUCCGAGGAGAUCGGGUUGAAUUACAUUCAGUCCGGGACUAAAAACUACUGUAUAUUCUCGCAACACGUGACUUAUGCUAAUCGUACCACAGAGACCUCAAUGACGUGUUGGCUUUUACUCAGUCUGGAUGCAUUUAGUGAGACAGCUUGCAGCGACGUACUGGAGAAUUCCCGGAAUUUGGUCCGACUGAAGGGGCUCAAAAUACGGUUCACAUAUAAACCGCCGGAUCGAAGGCAUCAUCUCGGAGUGUUGUACUAUAAUGCAACACGUACCAACAUCAAGUGA